Messenger RNA from Eutrema salsugineum, 2676 nucleotides. Its product is annotated as trihelix transcription factor GTL1. Lineage: Eukaryota; Viridiplantae; Streptophyta; Magnoliopsida; Brassicales; Brassicaceae. The transcript is spliced from 3 exons. The record is from RefSeq and is a predicted model, not a curated record. The coding region runs from base 257 to 2260 and encodes 667 amino acids.
UUAACUUCUCUUUGCUUUCAUUCUCUCUAUCUAUCAUCAUCAUCCUCGUAAUCCUCAUCUCUCUUUCUAACACCUACUUGCAGUAAAAAAAAAGGCUGCAUCUUUCUUUUCUUUCUUCAUCAAUGGUUUUAUGAGGAAACUGUGAGCUACAGAUAGAGAGAUAGAGAGAGAGAGAUAGAGAGGGAGAGUGUGUGUGUGUGUCUAGAAUAAAAGAGUGGUGGUGGUGGAUUGAAAUCAAGAUUGGUGAAAUCAAGAGAUGGAGCAAGGAGGAGGAGGAGAAGUUGGUGGUGGUGGUGGUGGUAAUGAAGUGGUGGAGGAAGCUUCACCGAUCAGCUCAAGACCUCCGGCGAAUUUGGAAGAGCUGAUGAGAUUCUCAGCGGCGGCGGAUGACGGUGGAGGAUUGGGAGGAGGAGGUGGAGGAAGCUCGUCUUCUUCAUCGGGAAAUAGAUGGCCCAGAGAAGAAACUCUUGCUCUUCUCAGGAUCCGAUCUGAUAUGGAUUCUACUUUCCGUGACGCCACUCUCAAAGCUCCUCUCUGGGAACACGUUUCCAGGAAGCUAAUGGAGCUUGGUUACAAAAGAAGUGCUAAGAAAUGCAAAGAGAAAUUCGAAAACGUUCAGAAAUACUACAAACGCACUAAAGAAACUCGCGGUGGUCGCCAUGAUGGUAAAGCUUACAAGUUCUUCUCUCAGCUCGAAGCUCUCAACACUACUCCUCCUCCUCUUCCUCCUCCUCCUCCUCCUUCUUCUUCCCUCGACGUCGCUCCUCUCUCCGUCGCCAAUCCAAUCCAACCGCAAUCUCAAUUCCCAGUCUUCCCUCUACCGCAAACGCAACCGCAACCGUCUCAACCGCAUCUCACACACACAGUCUCCUUCACCACUCCUCCACCUCCUCUUCCUCCUCCUCCAAUGGGUCCCACUUUUCCCGGUGUUACCUUUUCAUCUCACAGCUCAUCGACGGCGUCAGGAAUGGGGUCUGAUGAUGACGACGAUAUGGACUUGGAUGAAGCGGGUCCAAGCAGCCGCAAACGCAAACGCGGAAACCGCGGUGGUGGUGAAGGCGGCAAGAUGAUGGAACUAUUCGAAGGUUUGGUGAGACAAGUGAUGGAGAAGCAAGCGGCGAUGCAAAGAAGCUUUCUUGACGCGCUUGAGAAGAGAGAACAAGAACGUCUACAACGUGAAGAAGCUUGGAAACGCCAAGAAAUGUCUAGAUUAGCUCGAGAGCACGAGGUCAUGUCUCAAGAACGAGCCGCGUCUGCGUCUCGUGACGCAGCGAUCAUCUCACUAAUCCAGAAAAUCACUGGCCACACCAUUCAGCUACCUCCUUCUUUAUCAUCAUCACAACCGCCUCAACCGCCGCAUCAACCGCCGCCACCCGCAGCUAAACGUGUAGAACCGCCACAAACAACAACAACUCAAUCGCAAUCACAACCAAUAAUGGCGAUUCCACAACAACAGAUUCUUCCUCCUCCUCAUCCUCCUGCUCCUCCUCCUGCUCCUCAUCAACAACAAGAGAUGAUUAUGAGCCCGGAACAAUCAUCACCAUCGUCAUCACGGUGGCCAAAGGCGGAGAUUCUUGCGCUUAUAAACUUGAGAAGCGGAAUGGAACCAAGGUACCAAGAUAAUGUACCCAAAGGACUUUUAUGGGAAGAGAUCUCAGCUUCAAUGAAGAGAAUGGGAUACAACAGAAACGCAAAGAGAUGCAAAGAGAAAUGGGAGAACAUAAACAAAUACUACAAGAAAGUUAAAGAAAGCAACAAGAAACGGCCUCAAGAUGCUAAGACCUGUCCUUACUUUCACCGCCUCGAUCUUCUUUACCGCAACAAAGUACUCGGUAAUGGUAGUGGUUCUAGCACUUCUGGUCUACCUCAAGAACAAACAUCAACAGUACAAAAGCAGAGUCCGGUCUCUAAGCCGCCACAAGAAGGAGUUGUUAACAUUCAUCAACCUCAUGGUUCGGCUUCAAGUGAGGAAGAAGAGCGGAUAGAGGAAAGUCUACAAGGAACAGAAAAGCCAGAAGACAUUGUGAUGAGAGAGCUGAUGCAACAACAACAGCAACAACAAGAAUCAAUGAUAGGUGAGUAUGAAAAGAUUGAAGAGUCUCACAAUUAUAAUAACAUGGAGGAAGAUGAAGAGGAGCUUGAUGAAGAAGAAUUAGACGAGGAUGAGAAGUCCGCCGCUUAUGAGAUUGCGUUUCAGAGCCCUGCAAACAGAGGAGGCAAUGGCCACACAGAGCCACCAUUCUUGACAAUGGUUCAGUAAAUCAAGAAUCACUGUUUUCAAAAUCGUCACCGUCCCAAGAAAAUGUACUUAUGUGUGCAUAGUUUCUAAACAACACACAAACACACACAUUUCUGACACCAAAAAACUGAAAAUCAAGGUCUCAUCAAUCUUGAUAUUUUCAGUGAAAUACAAUUCUUUUUUUUUCUUCCAUUUUUCACAUUCUUUCCCUUUGUUCCUUUCUUUCUCACAGUCUCUUGUUUGUUUCUCUGUUCAUUGUUUUCUUCUUCAACACCAUUGUUCAUCACACAUUCACAUGAACAAAAACUCUUAGCUAAAAGGUCUUUUAGAUUGUUUGGAGUUGUAAUUCAUCAACAAAGUCUCAUACUUUUUUUCUUUUCUUCUUAAAACAUUUGUUGAUUGGUUAAUUGGGGAAUAAAGAGUCUUUUUUCUUUCUU